UCCUGCGUAGUGUUCGAUCGCCCGUUGUGAAAUACGCGCGCGUGAUACGGCGAUAAUUCUUCCGUAACAUAGUGAAUUAUUGAAGGAAUUCAAGCGAUGCAAUAAGUUGAUUUUUUAUAAUCUAUUACAGUGGUAUAGUAAAUUCCUGGACAAAAUGGCGAGUGCGUUAGCAAAAUUGCAAGGGUUAGGGCAAAAAAUGAGGGGUAAAGAACACUACGAGUGCAGGACACUUAAUGUAAACAUUGCCCCAGCUGCUAAUGUUGACAUUGAAUUUCGGAACAUCUCCAUGAAUGUGUCUAUGGGAAUCAUUGGAAACAAAAAGAAAACAAUCCUCGACAAUGUCUCCGGAAUCUUCAAAUCAGGCCACCUCACCGCCAUCAUGGGGCCAUCAGGUGCUGGAAAAUCAUCGCUUUUGAACGCACUCACUGGAUUCUGUUUAAACGGUGUAGAAGGCACAAUCAGAGCUGGUGAAGCAGUAUGUAAAAUAGGAAAGGAUGUAUCGAGUAACGCGCUACGAGCUUAUAGAAAGAAAUCCUGCUACAUCCUUCAAGAUGACCGCCUGGAUCCGCUUUUUACAGUGAAAGAACUUAUGACCUUCGCUGCGGAUUGCAAACUGGGGAACAUGAUCACUCCGAAGCUCAAAAAUUCGUUAAUAUCAGAUAUAUUGGAGACCCUCGGGUUAAAAGGCCACGAGAACACAAGGGCUGGCAAUCUCUCGGGCGGUCAGAGAAAGAGGUUGUCUAUCGCUGUGGAGCUAAUUGACAACCCUCCUGUCGUAUUUCUGGAUGAACCAACAACUGGUCUCGACAGUCUAACAACAAAUCAGUGUAUCAGCAUGCUAAAGAACCUCGCAAAAGGAGGACGCACAAUUGUUUGCACUAUACAUCAACCUACUGCACUUAUAUACAAAAUGUUUGAUCAGGUGUAUAUACUUGCUGAAGGAAUGUGCAUUUACGAUGGGACUAGUGAAAGCACUGUACCAUACUUAUCAUCUAUGGGUUUCAACUGUCCUGUUUACCACAACCCUGCUGAUUACAUUUUAGAAAUCGCUAACGGAGAAUAUGGCAACUUUAAUGAACUCAUGGCAGCUCGGUGCAUCCGAGAUCAAAAGAUUGAGAAGGUCCCUCCGCAUUUAGAGGAAGAAACUCCCUCGCAACUAUCUUACGGCAAGAUGUCAAUCAUAGUCAAUCAGCCUCACGAGGCUUACAGGUUUGGAGUACUUUUCAAACGGUGUCUGAGACAACAGUAUAGAGAUUGGACUGUGACGCAUCUUAAAGUGAUAUUACAUCUAUUCCUGGGUAUCAUUCUUGGAUUGGUAUUUGAUAAUGCAGGCAACGAUGGUUCAAAAACAUUUAGUAAUCUUGGCUUCCUCCUCAUAUCAACUACCUAUCUCUGUUACACGUCUGUUAUGCCAGCUGUACUCAGAUUUCCCGACGCUUUACCUGUAUUAAAAAAGGAAAAUUUUAAUAAUUGGUAUGGCCUGAAGACGUAUUAUGCAGCUACUCUGGUUACCACGAUUCCAAUACAAAUAUGGUACAGUUUUGUGUACUCCCUGCCAGCAUAUACAAUCACCGGACAACCUCUCGAGCUUUCUCGAUUUGUCAUGUUUGUGCUCAUCCUUGCCCACGUGACUCUAUUGGCUGAUGCGAUUGGCAAUGUCAUCGGAUCCUGUCUGAACCCAAUUAAUGGAACAUUUUUUGGCGCAAUUAUAACGUGUAUUAUGCUCGGUUUUGCUGGUUUCCUGGUUCUGCUGCCUCAUAUGCACCCCAUCAUGCAGUUUAUAUCAUAUGGCUCUUUCUUGAGACACGCUUUCGAGGGUUUGGUCUUAUCUGUCUACUCAUAUGGAAGAACACCCAUUUACUGCCCAGACAGUGUAGGUUACUGUCAUAUGAGGUACAAAAUUAUAAUUGUUAGCUUAGUUAUCAUAUUGAAUUUAAAUAUCUGUCAUGCUUCGUAUUACCAAAUAUUGGGGGUAUCCAAACAAGCGUCAGCGGCCGAGAUAAGACAGGCAUUUAAAAAAUUGGCCAUUAAAUUGCACCCUGAUAAGAAUUCUAAUGAAGAUGUACAAGAAAGUUUUUUUAAAAUUACUGAAGCAUAUGAAACACUCAAAGAUCCUGAGAAACGGCAUCAAUAUGAUAUGUAUGGCUCACACCAAGCAUAUAUACGGAAACAUGACUUUCAAUCGCAAUCAAAGUAUAAUGACAUAUUUAUAAAAGGAUUGUAUCACAAAGAUCCCAAUGUAGAAACUAUAACACCAUCAACAUACAAAACAUUCCUAAAUAGUGGGCUACAUUUUAUUAACUUCUAUUCUCCAUUCUGCCCACCAUGUCAAAACCUGGCAGAUGAUUGGAAAAAAUUGGCAGAACUGUAUAAGGGAAUUAUUAAAUUUGGCGCUGUGAACUGUAAAUAUUACAACUCGUUUUGCUAUCACUCGAUGAGGAUAGGUAAUUAUCCAUCGUUGUAUUUAUAUCCUAAUGGAAAAGAAGGCAGCUUCGUGCAAUAUACUGGGCAGCGUACUUUUGAGGAUUUGGAGAAAUUUGUUCUGCUCUAUAUAAAGAAAAGGGUGAAAAUACCAGUUGUAAAGGACAUUGGAGAAAGCGAUAAGCCAAUUGCCUAUGUCCUUGAUACUAUGAAUGAGAAUAUGCUGCUACGAAUUGCCUACAGAUUGUACUGGGUUACGAAUAUGGUGAAAAUUGAUGACGAUUUAAGAAGGACACUCCAGCGAGAUUUGGAAACUAAAAUUCUACUAAAGUACAAUAAUAGAACGGUGUGGAUAAAGUCAACUGACGAACAGACUAUUAUUAAGAAAAUUGUGGGAAUACUGCCGACGAUUGAACAAGUCGGAUUGAAAAAGAUACAAGAUAUCAGAAAUGCACUGCGUAAUGAGAAGAAAAUGCCAUGGGUCCUAUAUUUCUCUACGCAGGGUGAUGAUAAGCUGCUAGUCCAUCAUUUGAAGGUUAACAUGCCUAAUAUGAUGUUUGGUGAAAUUAAUUGUGACAAAUUGGGUGAGCUAUGUCACUCUUUACAAGUGAACAAAGCCCCAGCAUGGGGUAUAUUAAAGUCAGGGGGCGGCUACCAAAGGCUAUUUGGAGAACCGACGCAGAGUGUUCUAGAGAAAGCUGCUAAAGCGUAUAAUAUGCAUACGCUUUCGGCUUCAGAUUUCAAGAAGAUUCUAGAAGAUGAUUCGACCACGUGGGUGCUAUUAAUUGCUCCGCACCAAUCAUCGUGGCAGCAUAUGAUCGAACCCUUUAUUGAAGCUUCUCUUGAGUUUAUUGAAGUUGGAAUUAGUUUCGGUGUAAUGUCGUGCAGCAAACAUACAAAUGACUACUGUCGAUCUGUCUCUGAAAACAAUGCAUUGAUCGCGGUACAGGAGAGGGGAAAAUUGCACAAAUAUCGUGGAGAAAUCGAUAAAUCUGAUAUAGUAGAGUUUGUUGACUUAAUUAAAGAUAUAGAUGACUUUAGCCUAAGCGAGCAACAGGUACUGGAGAUAAGUGAUGUCUCGUCACGUGAUUAUACAUGGGUCGUUGCGUUUCUGCCACUACAUUGUGGUCAUGUCUGCGAUGAAUUGUUACAUGAGAUGAGAAUUGUCUCGAAACGGCUGCGUCCAUUAAAGUUCGUACGCGUCGGCGCCCUCUGGUGUAAGAAUGAACGUACGAGCGGUUUUUGUAACAAUGUACGCGCGCCAACAUUACGCGUCUAUCCUCUCGCUUCCGGACGACAUUUUACAAUACCCCUACAACAACUGUCAAAGGCGCCGUAUAUACUUGAGUGGGCUUUGAAUCAUAUAGAUGACUCCAUUGUCAAUUUGAAUACACACACAUUCUACUCACAAACACAAAAAGGUAGUGAGAAGCCAUGGGUCGUAUAUUUCCAUUCGCCGAGAUGUUACAAAUGUUACGAAAUGUACACAGACUUCGCGAUUGUUGCUCACCACUUGAACAAUGUGAUAAAUUUUGGUAAAGUGAACUGUAUAUCGGAGCGGCAAAUUUGCCAACAGGAGUACAUAAAUAGCUACCCAUCUAUGCAUAUAUAUUUGAACGAAAAUGAGCGACAACCUUAUAGGGCUGUCGUUAAUCUUCAAGUUACUACAUACUCCCAACUCUGGAACGAUUUACAACCUCAUUUGAGGGACUAUAACGACGACAUAUUAGCUAAAUUCAACAGUUUCGAUAUAACAAGCCAGUAUUUACGAGAUGAAUUGUAAUUUAAUAGCUGAGAUUUGCUAUUGUAAAAUUUCAUCACAAAGAAUAGACGAUUUGACAGAUCUACUUAAACGAGGUCUCAUGAGCCUGUGCGAAUAGAGAACCAUUUUGAGGUCAUCGUAAUCAAAAUUA
Molecule: messenger RNA, 4334 nt
Organism: Pieris rapae (cabbage white)
Lineage: Eukaryota; Metazoa; Arthropoda; Insecta; Lepidoptera; Pieridae
Product: dnaJ homolog subfamily C member 10
Exons: 27
Coding region: 155-4204 (1349 amino acids)
Cellular component (GO): plasma membrane
Molecular function (GO): ATP hydrolysis activity; ABC-type transporter activity; ATP binding
Source: RefSeq, a predicted model, not a curated record